GGCAAUAAGAAAAGGAAGCGUACAGAAGAAGUGGAGGAAGUGUCAGAAGACCAGAGCUCCUCCCUCGUACAAGAACCUCCUGUAAAAGCAAAGAAAGCCAGAAAGAAGGAACUCUCAAAAGCAGAGGAAGAACUGGCAAACAGAGAGAGCGCUUUGGAGCAGGCAGAUGAAGCGGAGGAGCAAGAACAGUUUCAAAACAAAACCAAGCAAAAAAGAAAGGCUUCUCAUGCCGUCACCAACGGUGGUGUUAACUCAGGCAGAGCUGUAAAACGACAGAAGGAAAAAAAGGUGCCUGAUGAAACAGUAAACAGAAGAACAGUGUUUGUUGGAAACUUGCCCGUCAGCUGUACUGCUCAGGCGCUGAAAUCUCUUUUCAAAGAGUAUGGACAAAUAAAAUCUAUUCGAUUCCGGUCUUUGGUUCCAGCAGAAGAUACUUUAUCCAAAAAGUUAGCAGCAAUAAAGCAUAAGGUGCACCCUAACGCAAAGUUCAUCAACGCUUAUGUUGUAUUUAAGGAAGAAUGUGAUGCCAUUAAGGCUCUAAACAAAAAUGGAACAGAAAUUGCUAGUGGAUUUCACAUCAGAGUUGACAUUGCAUCAAAAAACAGUUCACAUGACAAUAAACGAUCUGUAUUCUUGGGAAAUCUCUCAUAUGACAUCAGUGACGAUGCUGUGCGAGAACACUUUUCUGUCUGCGGAGGUGUAGUGGCCGUGCGAGUUGUGAGAGACAGGAACACCGGCCUGGGCAAAGGCUUCGGCUACGUUCUCUUCGAGAAUACGGAUGCUGUACAUCUUGCUCUGAAACUCAACGAGACCGUUCUGAUGGGGAGAAAGAUACGAGUGAAGCGCUGUGGGGAGAAGUGGAAAGUACCACAGAAAAGUCCAAAACAGUCUCGUGCUCCCAAGGACAGAGUCGAUGCCACGUUAAAAAGCAAGAGGUGCUCUGAUGAUUCAUUUGUUGGUGAAAAAGCAAUCCCGUUAAAGAGCACUAAACCGAAAAGACUAAAAAGUAUCGUUAGAAGUAAAGCUGGGAAAAACAAACGGCCUUUUGAUAAAAAGCAAUCGGGCAAGAGUUCG
Molecule: messenger RNA, 1074 nt
Organism: Antrostomus carolinensis (chuck-will's-widow)
Lineage: Eukaryota; Metazoa; Chordata; Aves; Caprimulgiformes; Caprimulgidae
Gene: RBM34
Product: RNA binding motif protein 34
Exons: 9
Molecular function (GO): RNA binding
Source: RefSeq, a predicted model, not a curated record